ACAGGGGUUAUGGUGAAGACACGGGGUGUUGCCAGGAAAAAGGCAGCGCUAAGCUUCGAACUUGAGAACCCCUCUUUUCUUUUUCACUUUUUGUUUUAUUUUAAAUCUCAUCCAUCUCAUCCAUCUCUUACUUCGGUACGUCACGGUACAUGGCAGAGAUAAAAAAGGAUGGCUAUGUGUCUGUCAAAGAAGACGGUAUUCGAUCUUGGAUAUGGUCCAAGCGUUAUGUCAUCUUGAGAGAUCAGACAUUGACUUUUCAUCGAAAUGAGCAAAUUGGUCAAUGUCUGGCAUUGAUCUUUUUGAAGGAGAUAGUCAACGUCCACCGAAACGAUCUAAAGCCAUACUGUUUCGAGAUAGCCACGGCCGACAAAGCAUUCAACAUCGCAUGUAAGAAUGAUGAAGAGCUAUAUUCUUGGAUGGAUGAGAUUUAUAGCAACUCGCCAUUAGGGACAUCCUGUCCCACUAACUUUGUUCAUCGUAUUCAUGUUGGCUUUGAUCCUGAUACGGGAACAUUUACGGGCCUGCCAGAUCAAUGGAACACUUUAUUGAAGCACAGUAAAAUUACUGAGGAAGAUGCAGCAAAAAAUCCACAAGCUGUGCUAGAUGUCCUUCAGUUUUUCACUGAGCAGGCUAAAGAUGACAGUGGUCAUUUUGAAGUAGGAGAUGUCGGGGAGCAACAGAAGGAUUGGGCAGGCCCCUUGCAGCAGCCAAAGCCAAAACCCAAGCCAAGUCAAUCAUCUCCUACACCCAGACGAGUGAAAACACCACCAAUUGAGGCACAACCCGACAAAAAAAAGGUAGUUCCUGCAAAUGAACAACCACCCAUCCCCGACGAAAACACUCAGCCUCGAAUAAAGGUGUCUCUAUCAACUGCUCCUAUACCACCCCUCCCGCCUAGUCCUAGAUUACCACAAACACCAUACCUCAAUGCGCCUACUUCAGCACCAAAACGUGCACCUGAAGUAGCAGAUAAUCUUCUUUCGCCAGACAGGGGAUCACCAGCAAGAUAUCGGAAAAAUAGUUCAGCCAGGUCACCACCAACACCACAGCCGUCUCUAUCUCUUGGACUGCCACAGCGCGUACGACCAACACCAUCCAAGUCUGCGGUAACGACUGGGCUACCUUCAGCAAGGUAUCGUGAUCGGGAUCGAAAGCGAGAGAGGGAGCGUGAGAUUGAAAAACGAGUAGACAAGAUUCAGCCAGCCUAUGAGCGUGAGAUCAAACUUGCAACCAAGUUCGCUGACACGCCGAGCGCAUACGCUCCAUUGUCAGAAAACACCGCAGUAGUUCCGUCAACCAUCUUUAGGCGACAUGAGAAGCGAAUAAGUAAGAUGUCGGAAUCCGAGAUCAUGGAAAAAUUAAGAUCCAUAGUUUCAAAGGAAGAUCCAAUUACGUUGUACAAACGAAGCAAACGUGUGGGACAAGGGGCUUCAGGGUCAGUUUAUCUUGCAACCCAUUUGGGAAGUAACAAGCGAGUAGCCAUCAAACAAAUGGAGAUAGGCUCGCAAGCACGAAAAGAUCUGAUUGUGAACGAAAUCAUCAUUAUGAGAGAGUCACGUCAUCCCAACAUCGUGAACUAUCUUGACUCAUUCUUAGUCAAAGGAGAUCUAUGGGUUGUCAUGGAAUAUAUGGAGGGUGGGCCACUGACGGAUGUGAUUGCUAAGCACAAGAUGGACGAGACCCAAAUUGCAACGGUAUGCUUGGAAACGGCGAAAGGUCUACAGCAUCUGCAUAGUCGACGCAUUAUACAUCGUGAUAUCAAGAGCGACAACGUACUGCUCAAUGCAUAUGGACAGAUCAAAAUCAGCGAUUUCGGGUAUUGUGCAAGAUUGACAGCUCAGAAAAGUAAACGGGUGACAAUGGUCGGCACACCUUAUUGGAUGGCGCCGGAAGUUGUGAAGGCAAGAGAGUACGGAACGAAAGUCGACAUAUGGUCACUCGGCAUUAUGGCCAUCGAAAUGAUCGAAGGCGACCCUCCGUACAUGGAAGAGGAACAACUAAAAGCACUCUAUUUGAUCCGAACCAAUGGCACGCCACAACUCAAGAAUCCAGAACUACUCUCCAGAGACCUUAAAACAUUUCUGGCUAUCUGCCUUUGUGUGGAUGUCAGAAGUCGUGCUUCGGCCGACGAACUAUUACAGCAUUCAUUCAUGCAGCGGGCGGGAACCAUUGAGACUUUAGCUUCGUUACUAAGGACAAGAAUCUAAAAGUCGAUGUCCAGCAUUCAUCAGCGACAGAACAAUAGAGAUCGAUUUUGCAGUGCAACAAGUGAGCAACAUUUAAAAGUGUUGGCUCACAAUUAUUUUUAAUAGA
Molecule: messenger RNA, 2313 nt
Organism: Umbelopsis ramanniana AG
Lineage: Eukaryota; Fungi; Mucoromycota; Umbelopsidomycetes; Umbelopsidales; Umbelopsidaceae
Exons: 10
Coding region: 150-2207 (685 amino acids)
Biological process (GO): protein phosphorylation; intracellular signal transduction; regulation of MAPK cascade
Cellular component (GO): cytoplasm
Molecular function (GO): ATP binding; protein serine/threonine kinase activity
Source: RefSeq, a predicted model, not a curated record